Molecule: messenger RNA, 1644 nt
Organism: Penicillium lagena
Lineage: Eukaryota; Fungi; Ascomycota; Eurotiomycetes; Eurotiales; Aspergillaceae
Product: MFS lactose permease
Exons: 4
Coding region: 1-1644 (547 amino acids)
Biological process (GO): carbohydrate transport; transmembrane transport
Cellular component (GO): membrane
Molecular function (GO): carbohydrate:proton symporter activity
Source: RefSeq, a predicted model, not a curated record
AUGGAAACUGAGGUUAAGGCAGCGGCUGCCGAACAAAAUCCUGAUACCAAGCAUAUUGAAGACCUCUUCCACCCUCAAAUCACCGAGGGCAUCAAGGAGAAGCAAGUUGCGUCUGUCAGCUUCCAGAAUGCCCUAGCUCAAGAGCAACUGAAUCCGUGGUGUCGGAGCUCCUUUGCUCUCUACGGUGUCAUCGUCGUCACUACGCUGAACUGCUGCAUGAAUGGGUUCGACGGUACACUCAUGAGCAGCAUCAAUGCUAUGCCCUACUUCCAUAGCUACUUUGGCACAGCCAUGGAAGGCAGUGGCACGGGCCUGCUAUUUUCCAUCUACUCUUUCGGCAACCUGGUCGGUGCAGCCUUUGCAGCACCUCUCUCUGAUCUCUUUGGGCGUCGCGUUGGCAUGUUCACAGGGUCUCUUUUCAUUGUUCUAGGCGCUAUCCUUGAAGCGGUUGCCAGUGAUGUAAAGCUGUUCAUGGGUGGCCGGUUCUUAAUCGGUCUGGGAGUUAGUCUGACCAAUACGGCGGCCCCUGUCUACCUGGUCGAAGUUGCCUUUCCGCAAUGGCGCGGUCUCUUUGGUGGCCUAUAUAACGUUUGUGGAUACUACAUUGGAGCAAUUGCGUGCACCUGGACGUCUUAUGGAACUGGCUUCCUUGCGUCCAACUGGUCUUGGAGAGCUCCAGUCAUCAUCCAGGCUGUCCCAUCUUUGAUCGUUAUCUUCACGGUGUUUUUCCUCCCCGAGAGUCCACGUUGGCUAUGGGCGGCAGGAAAGCAGGAGCAGGCCCGCAACAUGCUCGUCAAAUACCACGGCAGUGGCAAGGAAAGCUCGCCUCUCGUCAAUUGGGAGUGUGCUCAAAUUGAAGAGGACUAUCAAUUCGAAGUUGAGACGGGUGGCCGCCGUUGGUGGGACUUCAAAGCGCUGUUCAGCACCAAGGCCAAUCUUUAUCGACUUUGGCUGAUCUUCCUGGUCUCGGUCUUCUCCCAGUUCAUUGGUGGCUCCGUCAUUAGCUACUUCAUGCCGGUUAUGCUGGAGAAUGCCGGGAUUACCAGCUCAAGCCAGCAGCUGCUUAUGAACGCCAUCAACACCGUAAUAUCUUUUGUCAGCGGUCUCAUUGGAACCGUCUUUGUCGACCGGUGGGGCCGUCGUCAGCUGUUCCUCUGGGGAACAUUCAUCACUGGUCUUGUCUAUAUCCCCAUAAAUGUUCUUGCAUCUUUUCCCGUACCUGAAAUUACCCAGAGUAUGGGAUACGGCUUCAUCGCCUGUAUCUUCCUCUACGGCGUUUUUUUCUCCUUUACCUGGUCCACGUUGCAGACCGUGUAUCCCGCGGAGAUCCUUCCCAACAACAUCCGUGCAAAAGGCAUGGCUUUCCAGGGCAUUAUUAGCGCUGCUGCUAACUUUGUGAAUUUCUACGCGACCCCGACUGCCCUAAAGAACAUUGGUUGGAAGAUGUAUACAAUUUUCUUGUUAUUCCACUUCCUCGAAUUCGCUCUCAUGUUCUUCACUUUGCCCGAGACCAAGGGUCGCUCUAUCGAAGAGCUCACUCAUAUAUUCCACAGCUCUAAUCCCGUUAAGGAAUCGCUACGAAAGACGACUGUCAUAGUGUGCGAGAAGGAUGGUAUCAAGGAAUCUGCUGCAGAAAUGCCUUAA